Messenger RNA from Mucor velutinosus, 2523 nucleotides. RefSeq lists its product as uncharacterized. The coding region runs from base 1 to 2523 and encodes 840 amino acids. Gene Ontology annotation, biological process: transmembrane transport; intracellular calcium ion homeostasis; monoatomic cation transport. The record is from RefSeq and is a predicted model, not a curated record. Gene Ontology annotation, molecular function: monoatomic cation transmembrane transporter activity. The transcript has 9 exons. NCBI's taxonomy places the organism in Eukaryota, Fungi, Mucoromycota, Mucoromycetes, Mucorales, Mucoraceae. Gene Ontology annotation, cellular component: membrane.
AUGAGAUCCACCACACUCUGGUUGGUGUUGCUGGUGCUAUGUCCAUUCAUGGCAUCAGCAUCUCUACUGGUUCCUAUCUCAUCGACGCUCUCUCACCAUCAUAAAUCAUGCUCUAAUAUCGAGACUCACAAAGAUCAAUGCGCCUUUGUCAUGAGUGCUUGCCAUGGAUUCAGCGGUGUAUUUCUCAAAUUCUACUAUUGCUCCACGCUAUGGAAGCCCAUCACGAUUGUCAUUAUGUUAUCUGGAUUGCUGCUCUUGUUUGGUGCAGUCAGUGUAGUUGCUGCUGAUUUCUUUUGCCCCAAUUUGCAAACUAUCUCAUCCAGGUUGCAACUGUCUGAGAGCAUGGCUGGUGUAACUGUGCUUGCAUUUGGCAACGGAAGCCCGGAUUUGUUCAGUACCUUUACCGCCAUGAACAGCGGGUCAGGAUCACUGGCAAUUGGAGAGCUUAUUGGAGCAGCGUUCUUUAUUGUGUCUGUCGUGUCUGGAUGUAUGGGCAUCAUUCGUCCAUUCAGAUCGAAAAGAAUUACCUUUAUGCGAGACGCAUCCUUCCUUACAGGCGCUAUCAUGAUUCUGACAUGGAUCGUAUAUCAUCAACGCAUAUGUUGGUACCAUGGUUUGAUUUUAAUUUGCUACUACAUUACAUACGUAAUUGUUGUGGUGAUGGGCGCCUAUCGAUUUCCAGGGGCAGAAACACCCGCUUUGCCUGAACCGAAAUCUAUAGCCACAGAACACUGCAAUACAGAAGAAUUGCUCACAGAGACGUCUCGGCUAUUGCAAUCUACACCAGAUAGCCCAUUACGCCUUGAUAUCCCUGUUCAUGGAUUUCAAUCACAAGAGCAUCUAGGACAUGUUAUCAGACCCGUUUCUCCCAAUUCAUCGCAUCUCUCCCGCAGAUCAUCGCUACACAUUGAUUCCUACUUUCCACGUACGACAAGCACCAAUGGAUCCAUCUCGUCUCGACUGUACAGACAUGCCAUGUCACCGCGUGUUGGUAUCAGAACCUCGCUGUUUAGUGCCAUUGAGUUUCAAGAACAAGUAGCCAGCAUCAAGAGAGCCAACAGCACGCAAUUAUAUCCACACAAGAGGGAUACAUCAUCUGUUUUUCGACGACGACACACACAAGCAUCCGUACCUUGUAUUUCUGCUGCAAGACAGCGACAGGAGAGUGCAGAUCAUCUCUUGACCACUGCUCACCUUAUGCCAAACAGCAGUAUGCGCACUCCUGAAAGUUCAUAUGCUAAUAAUAACAAUGACUACUUUACAUAUAUUUCUGCAAGCCAACAGAACCAUCGCCUAGCAUCACCAUAUCCCAACGAAAGUAACGAUGAUCGACCAAUCCCUGAAAUUAGACUUGCCCCACCCAACUUGGAAGAGCAACAACAACAACAACAACAGCCUGUAGAUAAUGUGAGCAUUCAUGUGCCCUUCAAAAAUCAAGACGAACUCAAGAUAUCCCUGUCUAUGUCAAUGGUACUAGACGAUGUGUGCUGCACCUUAUUCCCCACACUGCAAGACUGGAGCUCAAAAACUGCAUUCGCCAAACUAAGCGCACUAGUCGCUGUACCACUGGUGUUGAUAUUCAGAUUGACAUUGCCCGUAGCAGAAGGAGAUGAAGUCAAAGUAGAUGAUAUCGAAGUCUUAGCGCCUGCCACUACCAAUGAACCUCAAACAAAUCAACAAACCGUCGUGAUAACAUCAUCGUCAGCUGGUAAUGGUGAAACGCCCACAAGAGCAGCAGGAACAACACCAGCAGCAUCGAAAAGUUAUCUCAUUGUACCUACAUCCGAAAGAAGCAUAUCUGAACUCAAUACAGACGAGGAUUUGCCCUUGUUGAUUGAAGAAGACGAAGGACAGUUGGGUUGGUGUCGAUGGCUGGUAGCGGUGCAAGCGAUUUGCGCAACCACAUUUGUUACCGGUGUGAUGGCAUUAAAUGGUUUUGUUCCUGCAUUUGGUAUUCUGGUUGGUUUCUUUAUUGGCUGUGUGUUAUCAUGUCUGGUGCUGUACAAGACAAAAACGAAUGAAGCGCCUACAUGGCACUGGAUGUUGUCGUUUGUUGGGUUUGUGAUUGCAUUGAACUGGAUCUUUUUACUAGCCAACGAGAUGGUGGGGUUAUUGCAAGCUUUAGGCGCUAUAUUUGAUAUCAGCGAAGCUAUCAUGGGAUUGACUAUCUUUGCAUUGGGCAACAGCGUGGGUGAUUUGGUAGCCAACACUGCUAUUGCAAAGAUGGGAUUCCCUACUAUGGCUAUCUCAGCUUGUUAUGCAGGACCUUUGCUCAACAUGGUGCUAGGUGUCGGUAUCUCAUCCACGUAUCAAACUUGGGUCACAGGAAAGCCCUAUGAACUGGACAUUGCACCUACUAUUCUCAUCUCAUCAGCAGGAUUAAUCACUGUGCUAUUGAGUACGCUUAUUGUAGUCAACGUCAAUGGCUACCAUAUCAAUAGUGGUCUUGGAUGGUGGAUGAUUAUCGUAUAUCUAACAUGUACCGUUGUGAAUAUCUUGAUUGAAUUUCAUGUAGUUCAUUGA